UGAGUAACGUGAUGCUGGUUACAAAACAAGAAAUACACGCCGUCGCGGACGGUCAUCGGGAGUGCCGUGCGGUAGUAGUCAAAGUUUAAUCUGCCAACCAUCAAUCAUUUUUUAACAAAAGGAAAAUGCUUCGGCAUGUAUGUAAGCCCACUUAUGUAGUGAAGUAAAGAGAAUUUAGUUUCGGGACUCGCCCCCUUCUGAGACCUGCUAAUGCAAGACGAGCCUGAGUCAGAGGGCUCAGCACAGGGCUGGUGGCCAUCUUGGAGGCCCACGUCCAUGUCUCUCCUGAAGAACACAGAAGCUAAGAUUCUGGCCUGUAUUCAGAAUGACCUGUGGGCUCGCUUUGUCACCCUCCCCACUCAGGACAGGAUAUGGACCCUCACUGUGACCAACAAGCACCUCCGCAAAGCCCCUGAGAAGGUACCCCAGACCCCGCUGGUGAUGGUGCACGGGUUCGGGGGCGGGGUUGGGCUGUGGAUUCGGAACCUGGACCCCCUGUGCCGGUCCCGCCCCCUGCUGACCUUCGACCUGCUGGGUUUCGGGCGCAGUUCCCGCCCCCUCUUCCCGUCCGACCCCGCCCAGGCCGAGGAGCGCUUCCUGGACUCCAUAGAGCAAUGGCGCCAGGCCAUGGGCCUGGAGCGCAUGAUCCUAUUGGGCCACAGCCUGGGCGGUUACCUAGCGACGUCCUACACCAUUCAGUACCCCGAGAGGGUCAGCCACCUCAUCCUGGUGGACCCCUGGGGUUUCCCCGAGCGACCCCAGCCCUCGGAGGAGGGGUCAGGAGGUCAGGGGUCGGAGGUGAAGAGGCCGGCUCCUCCUCGCUGGGUGAAGGCCGUGGCCUCCGUCGCCUCCAUGUUCAACCCCCUGGCGGUGAUCCGAGCCGCCGGGCCCUGGGGUCCCGGUUUAGUGAACAGAUUCCGCCCAGACUUUAAGAGGAAGUUUGAAGACCUCUUUGAUGAUGACACCAUGACACAGUACAUUUACCACUGUAAUGCCCAGAGCCCCAGCGGAGAGGUGGGGUUCCGGGCGAUGUCGGAGUCUCUGGGCUGGGCGAAGAGGCCGAUGCUGGGGAGGGUGCACCUGCUGCCCCCCUCCCUGCCGGUGACCCUGCUGUACGGGGCGCGGUCCUGGGUCGACAGCUCCACCGGGAAAAGGGUGGAGCAGCUCCGCCCCCUGGGCACCACCCGUGUCCUGAUUGUGGAAGAUGCGUCUCACCAUGUCUACGCUGAUCAGCCAGAAGAGUUCAACAGAAUGGUGCAGAAAAUAUGUGACAGUGUGGACUAAGUGUGUGCGUGUGUGUGUGUGUGUGUGUGUGUGCGUGAGAGUGAGAGGGUGUGUGUGUGUGUGUGUGUGUGUGUGUGUGUGUGUGUGUUUGUCAGCCUGCGACGCACAGCUACUGUAUCAGAGUAGACAGAGUUGGUUUAGAGAUUUUUUUUCUGAAGUUACAGUAAAGCACCAUAUCACAGUCUCCCAUAGGGGGCAGCACUGUCCACUGUUAGCAGAACGCAACGCAGUCAGAGCUUUCUGCUGAAAAUGAAACGUCCUCGAGCCUGCAGGCAGACUUUUCUCACAUUUUUAACACAUUUAUCAAUAAAAUACUGCUGAAAUCCAA
Messenger RNA from Anguilla anguilla (European eel), 1612 nucleotides. RefSeq names its product abhydrolase domain containing 4, N-acyl phospholipase B (gene abhd4). The transcript is spliced from 8 exons. The record is from RefSeq and is a predicted model, not a curated record. Gene Ontology annotation, cellular component: lipid droplet. Gene Ontology annotation, molecular function: phosphatidylcholine lysophospholipase A1 activity. Bases 211 to 1284 code for a protein of 357 amino acids. Lineage: Eukaryota; Metazoa; Chordata; Actinopteri; Anguilliformes; Anguillidae.